Messenger RNA from Ipomoea nil (Japanese morning glory), 3601 nucleotides. RefSeq names its product BAG family molecular chaperone regulator 6. Lineage: Eukaryota; Viridiplantae; Streptophyta; Magnoliopsida; Solanales; Convolvulaceae. Gene Ontology annotation, biological process: protein folding. The record is from RefSeq and is a predicted model, not a curated record. Gene Ontology annotation, molecular function: protein-folding chaperone binding. The transcript is spliced from 3 exons. The coding region runs from base 310 to 3501 and encodes 1063 amino acids. Gene Ontology annotation, cellular component: plasmodesma.
AACGUCUCGAAACCCGUAGAAAGCGUUCCCCAGCUAACCCGCCACCCUAUAUAAUACAAAUCGCAUCUCAAAGGAAUUUCAGGAAAAAAAAUAAAAAUCAGAAAGGUACUGAUCAGAUAAACAACUGCGCUCCGAUUUUUUUCCUUCUUUUUUUGGGUUGGUGGAUCGAUUUGAGCUGACAACUGAGUCAUCUGGAUUCGUGGAACAGAUUGGUGGUUUUUGUUUUUCUAGUUUUUUACACACUGUAAUUUCCAUUUUUGUUGACAGUUGAUUUCUGAAGGACAAUCAUACUAUUCUGUGAAAAGGUGGAUGGAUUCAUAUUACCCAUACCAUAGGAAUCAAGUGAUGUCUGCCCCAUAUUAUUGUCCAAGCGGUCAAAUUGGCAGGCCUCAUUUGAAAGUGGACCCAAUGGUGCCUUGUGAAUUUUGGCCGUUUCAGUUUGGUGGCAAUCAAGGCGGCGGCUAUGCAUAUCCAGUUCCAGAAUUCCAUGGCUGCCAUUAUCAACCUCCUCAACCAAGCUGCUGUGCUUUCAGACCUCCUUAUCCUUAUGCUGCUCCACCUCAUCAUUGUCAUGGCAUAUAUUCUGCCUAUCCCGGAUCGUAUCCUGUUCAUUAUGUACCUCCUCCCCCAUAUUUUUCAACAGACCAGCCACGUUAUGAAUUUGAAAAGAAUUUCCCCACCACAGAACAUCAUCAUUGUUGUGGCUGCCCAAACCAUUCUUGUAAGCAGAGUGACAGUGACAAGAAGAGUGUGAAAAUUGUGGAACAUGAUGAGGAGGACAUUGAUAGGAAAAACGCUCCCCAGAAUCAUCCUUAUCCACUUGUUUUGCUUCCAUAUGGUGGUGACACGAGGAGAGAGCACACAAAACCUUACAAUGAGGAGAGGGAGGAAGCUUAUCAGGCCAAGCCUUCUCGUGAUUUGGAAUCAUCUGAACAACCAAAAAAUUUGAGGAAUGGUUGGCCACCUUUGAACGUGAAGAGGUCUGAAGGAAUGAAGAAAGGGGAAGACUUGCAAACAAACAGUGUACAGAAACAAGAUGAUAACAGCAUGUCCUUUCCAUUUCCAAUAUUCUGGAUGCCUUACCAACCAGAAAACACUGGAAAGGUGGAAAGCCAAGAAAGUGGUUUUGGUCAAAAUCCUCCUGAUCAGAAAUUGGCUUCCCACAUCGAGUCCAUGCACAAGGAUGAAGAUGAUGAUAAGACCAACAAAUCUAUGCAAAAUGAGGUUACUGGAAAUAAUGUAAAGAAGAUCAUUCCAGUAAAGCAAUUGGAAGAGAAUGACAUGAAGAAGGGGACUUCAGAAGAAAAUGGUGCUAAAAAAUUAUCUUCUCCCAAAAAGCCAUCUAAGCUAGCUCCUGUUUGUCUAAGGGUUGAUCCCUUGCCAAGGAAAAAAGGCAGUUCAAGAUCUCCUAGUCCUCCAGGUGGCAAAGGCAAAUCACAGGAUAUGCCAAAGGACAAACCUCCUGUCUCAUUGAAUGGGGAGAUCAGUGAAAGAAAAUGCCCAGUAACUAGUGGACUUCCAGACAGGGCUAGUGAGGUGGAGGAAAGAAAGUGCAGGACAAAAACAACAAAGGAUUCAACCCAAGGGGAUGGACAGAAAGAUUUGAAUGUUGGUUGCACUAAUUCUACAAGCCCAAGUGAUAACCAAAUAGGGAAUGGUGGAGUUGAAGCUCCUUUUGAGCCAGAAAAGAAAUGUCCAGGGGAAAGUACUCAAUCACAAUGUGAUAACACAGAAGGAGAAGGUCAGAUAAAAAAACAAUUGUCAGAAGAUGAGGCGGCUGCAGUGAUCCAGUCUGCAUAUCGUGCUUAUGAGGUGCGCAAAUGGGAGCCUCUGAAGAAAUUAAAGCAAAUAGCCAGUGUGGGAGAAAAAAUGGCUGAGAUAAGAGGUAAUAUUCAGGCUUUGGAGCAUUCUCCAGACAAGCUGGUUGAUAACAAGCAGAAAAAUGUAAUUUCAGAGACAAUAAUGAGCCUUCUGCUGAAGCUUGAUACAAUUCAGGGUUUGCACCCAACUGUCAGGGACAUUCGGAAAUCAGUGGCUAGAGAGCUUGUUGGUCUGCAGGAGAAGCUGGAUUCUAUUCCUGAUAGUAGCCCACAGGUAGUAACUGAUAAACAUACUGAGGAUACUAUGAGGAUACAUCAAGAUGGGAAUGUUACAGUCGCACAAAGUCAUCAUGACACCAACAUAAUGGAGCAAUGUGAAGAACAACCUCUGCCAGUGGAAAAUUCACAAAGUAUGGUGGUGAACGGGCAAGGCGGGGAUAAUGAACAGAUUGAUGAGAUAUUUGGUGAGAGUCAACCAACAUCCAAGGAAUUGGAAGUGAGAGAGAUAUCGGAGCAUGAACAGUGCCUUUCAUCUCCACAUAGGCAAACAAAAGAGCUGACUUACUGUGAUGUGGAGGAGAUGGAUGGGGAUGUCAAGGAUCUGGUAGAUUUAUCCCAAGAAGAGCAUAAUGCUCAAGAGUCUAGUUUGCCCAAACAGAUGGACCAUGAUGUAAAGGAACUGGCAGAGGUUAAUACAGAACUAUCAGAAGAGAUAAUUACCAGUUGUGAAGAUCAGCAGGUGACACAAACACCACCUUGUGCGGUUGAUGAAGAAUCAGAAUCCGAAUCUCUAGAGUCUGCACAGACAGCAACUACAGGGAAUACCAGAAUGCCACAAGAUGAAGCAAGCAGAGGCCUUGAAACAGAACCCUUGAUAAAAGAAAGUAUAGAUAUGGCAGAGCAGUUACUCCCUGUCAAUUCAAAUAUGGGAUGUGAGGAAAAAGAGGUGCAGGAACCUAAACCCUAUGGAAUCACUGCCGAAGCACAAGUUGAAAAUGUGGGAGUCCUGAAUGAGGUUGCAGAGUUACUGGAGCUUAAUGAUAAUGGUAGAAUUGAGGAACAUAAAGAGAUACAUGGGAGUGUCAAAGGAGAGAUAGAUGAAGAUGAGUUCUCUUCAACACUGCAACAAGAAGUGAUAAUGGAGAGUGAUGGGAGCACCACAAAAGUAAACGAGGCAGAGGAACUAGUUGAAGUGCCAGUGCAGAAAAGUAAGGGUGCAGUUGACGAAGACCAUGAAAGUAUUGAUCCGAAGCCUAGAGAAUUGGAAUUGGAAUUGGAAGGGGAAGCGGAUGAUCGAAAGCUGGAGGAGGAGGAGAAUGUUGCAGAAUCAGGCAGCAGAGAAGCCAAAGAAACUGUGAAUGCAAUUGGUGAAGUUGAAAAUAUUGAUUGGUCAAUGUGUUCGGAAGCAAAUGGGCAGGAGGAGAUUGUACCAAUGUCGCCUACUGGCAGCCAGAUUUCCAUUCAAAGUGAAGAUAAUGGGAGAAAAGUAAUUGAGGAAAAUGAAAAGCUAAGGAAGUUGUUGGAGAAAAUGAUUGAAUCCGGAAAAGAGCAGCUGACAACCAUAUCUACUCUCUCUGGCAGAGUCAAGCAACUUGAGAGGAAAUUGUCCAGGAGAAAGAAACUGAAGAUGCGACAAUGUAGAGCAGCACACGUGAAAAAUGAUGUCUUUGAAGUUAUGUAAAGAGAGAAAUCUGGUGUAUGAAUGAAUUAUAAAUAAAUAGUUUCAGGCUUUUCUGUAUUGUAUGCAGUCCUUGUGUGAAUUAAAUAAAUAAUCCUUUUUU